Molecule: messenger RNA, 3327 nt
Organism: Plasmodium relictum
Lineage: Eukaryota; Apicomplexa; Aconoidasida; Haemosporida; Plasmodiidae
Product: conserved Plasmodium protein, unknown function
Exons: 1
Coding region: 1-3327 (1108 amino acids)
Source: RefSeq, a predicted model, not a curated record
AUGAAAAUAUUCAGUGAAAGUGAUUAUAGCGAUAUUGCAAUUGGUAUAAUAAAAAAUUAUGAAGAAAAUAAAAAAGAAAGUAUAAGAAAACUAGAUGAAAAGAAAAAUUUACUUUUCCAUAGUAAUAGUCAUUUUAAUGAUUCAUUAUUUUCUAAGAAGGAAAGUUAUUCAAAUGAAAAUAAAUUAUUAAGAAAGUCAAUAGAUAACAAUGAUGAUAGUAGCUACAAUUCACUAGUUGAUGAUUUCUAUGAUAAAGCAAUAAAAAAGUAUAAAAAAUCGAAAAAAAAAAGUACAAAUUUCAGUGAAAGUGAUAAUGAUAAUACUUUAGUUAGUGAAUCGCAUAUUAUUAAAAAAGACGAAAAUAAAUUAUUAAUUAAAAAAAAAGUAAUACAAAGAAAUAAUGAAAUUUUAAAAAAAAAUCAUAAUAAACCAUUAAUGCCUUUAUUAAAAAAAAAAAAUACCAAAAAAAAAAUGUAUAUAAAAAAUAAAAAAACAGAACAGGUAAAUCAUAAAAAUGAAUGGAAUAGUAAUCAAAAUGAUUUAGAUAAAUAUAAAUUAUCAAAGGAAGAGUUAGAACAAAAGAAAAAUAAUUUAAAAUCCAAAAACUUAGAUAAAGUUAAAAUGGAGUAUAAGGAAAAAUUAAAGCAAAUGAGACAAAAACAUUCAUUAGUUACAUCUAGGUGUAAAGAAAAUGAUAACUAUGAAGAAGAAAAAAAUAAUAGUACCAAAUUAAAUGGAAAAAAAAAAGAGAAAACAAAUUUUAAAAAAUUAAUGGAAAAUAUAAAUUUAAAAGAGAUAAAUCAGAACUUAAUAAAUAAAAAAAAUGAAAUUAAACCAAAUAAUAAAAAAAACAAUUUUAAAUGUAACAACAUAAAAAAAUGCAUUAACUCACAAAAGAUAGAAAAAGAAAAUACAAUUGGUGUAAAUGAUAUAAACAAUGUUAAUGUUAGUCAUGAUAUGCAUAAUAAUGAAAAUUACGAUUCAAAUGAUUGUAAUCAUUUUGAUAUAGAUUGUGUAGAAAGCAGUUUAGAUGAUAUGAAAAAUAGUAAAAAACAUAUUUAUCAGAAAAUUAAUAAAAAAAAAGAAAAGAAUAAUAAUAAUCAUAUCAAAUUAAAGAAAAGUAAAAUUAAGAAUAACUAUAAAGCAUGUGCUUUAAAGAAAUCAGAUGAAAUGAGUAAAAAGUUUUUAAAUUAUAUUAAUGAUAGUGAUUCUUAUGCAAGUAGCAUAUUAAAUAUAUUAGAUUAUAAAAGGGAGUUUAAUGAUAAUUAUUAUUUGCCAAGAAAUAAACAAAUUUAUAACAAUAAAGAUUUUUUAUCCUUAAAAAAAAAAAAAUUAAAUAAUUUAGACAAUAUUAAAAAAGAAUUAUUUAAUUCGGAAGUAGACAAUGAUUUAAGUACAACUUAUGAUUUUUCUAGUGAUAAAACUACGAUGGAUUAUUUUGUCAAAGAAUUAAAAAACCAUAAUGAAAACUUGUGCAUUGAUAUAAAUCCUAAUAAUAUAAAAAUGAAUAUAGAAAAUUAUAAAAUUGAAAAAAAAAUGUUUGAAGAAAAAAAGUAUUAUCCUAAUAUAGAAUUUAAUUUUUAUGAAAAUAUUUCUACAAAAAGUUCUUGUUCAAGUAAUUAUGAUUGUGAAUAUAUUUUUGAUUCUGAUUAUUCUGAACAUAUUAAAAAGUUGAAUGAUAAUUUUAUUCAAAACGAUAACAUAUUAAAAUUAAAAAAAAAUAAAAUGGAAACAUUUAAUCAUAUUAAAAAAAUUAUGCUAGAAAUAAAAAAUAUAGAUUACAAAAAUGUUAAUAUUUUACGAAGCUAUAAAAAUGAAAUAGAAAAAAAAGACGAUUAUGUUGAUAUGAUGAUAAACCAAAAAGAAAAUAACAGAUUAUAUUGUAUUGAUAGUGAAAAAUUAGGAAAAAAGGAAAAUCAUUAUAAUAUUAAAAUAGGAGAAACUGAGAAAAAAGAUUAUUAUGAACAUUUCGAUGAAAAAAUAGAAAAAACAAAAGUCUAUCCUUUAAUGGAGUUGCUAUUUAAAGAAGAUGAAGAUGAUUAUUAUUUAAAAGAAAAAUCAAAUGAAUACUAUAAAGAAGAAGAAAAUAUAAUUUUUAAUGAAAAUAAGAAUUUAUAUAAAGAGGAGGGCAUUUCUAACAAUUAUAUUUUUAAUGAUAGCGAGCAUAACUCAUUAUAUCAAAAUAUAAAUAGUUCUAAUAUGAAAAAUUCUUCAAAAAUAAAAAGAUUUUCUGUUGAAAGAAGUAAUAACAGUAAAAAUGAGAAAUUAAAUGGCAUCUCAUCUUUUUCAUCUUCAAAAAAUUCUUUUUAUAAUAAUUUGAACACAUCUAGAGAAUAUUCAUAUAAUUUAUCGAAAAUAGAUCAUGUAAAAAGAAGUAUAGAAUCAGAAAAAAGUAGUUAUAAUUCUAAUUCAUCAACAGAAUUAGUGAAUAAAAUGGAUUCGAAAUCAAAUAAUUCAGAUAAAAAUAUUAAAAACACAUUUGAUAAUUAUAGAGAUUAUUUAAAAAAAAGCAGUAAUGAUAGUUUAAUUUUUUUGAAUGACAAAGAAGAGAAAAAUUGUGACUGUGAUUCUUUGAAGAACAUCUUAUUAAGUAGAAGCACUAAAAAAAGUAAUAGAAAUGAUGAAAAAAAUAAGGAUAUAAAAAAAAAAGUAGAUAGAAGAGAUAGUAACAUAAUUAAAAAUGAAAUGAAAUAUAACUGUUCUAAGUUUAAUAUGGAUAAUAAGAGCACUCAAUUGAAGAUUCCAAUAAAUGACAUGAACAUUUGCGAAGUUUCCAAUAAAAUAAUUAAGAAAUGUGAUGAGCAAACUAUUUCAAAUGUAUCAAAUACAGAUUUAUACAAAAAAGAAAGAAAUAAUAUUUUUAAUAAGAAAAAUGUAAAUAAUACAAAAAACGCAAAAAAAGAAAAAAAUAGAAGAGAAAUUGAAUAUUCGGAAAAAUAUAUGAAAAAAAACACGGAGAUAAAAAAUUCAAAGGAUACUGUGAGAAUUCCAGUGAUAACAAAAACUUCAAAGGAUAUUACAGGAUUAGCAAAAAAUCAUGUAAAUAAAAGAACAAAAAAAUUAUUUAGUGCAAAUAAAGAUAAUGAAAUAACUAGUACAAAAAAAGAAGGAGGAAAAGAAGAUAUAUGUUCAAAUAAGGAAUAUAGACUAAUAAAUCAAAAAAUUUUGAACACGUCUCUUAAUUUCGAGGAUACUCAUAACUUAAGUGAUGAUGAUAAAUUUAUUUUUGAUACAUAUUUAAAAGAAGAAAAUACUAAAAAGAAGGAAGAAAAUUUAUCAGAAAUAAUAAAUAGUCAAGUUAAAGCUUUUGAACAAAUUUUUUUAUAA